Bursaphelenchus okinawaensis is the source of this 800-nucleotide messenger RNA. NCBI's taxonomy places the organism in Eukaryota, Metazoa, Nematoda, Chromadorea, Rhabditida, Aphelenchoididae. The record is from the annotation of a GenBank genome assembly.
AUGGUUAAGCACAUUCUGAACAAGUUUAUCUCCAUCAUCUAUCACAGUCGCCAAAGACUGAGACAAAAGAGGGUACGGUAUGUCUGGGACCGGUACAUUGGCACCCGACCCAGGUUCUUCAUCAGAGUAAGUACAUAAUUUAGUUUCUGGUUAGACUUGUCUCGUUUUUUUCAAUUUUUAGAUAAAAAUGUCUACAAAAUAUAUUUUAAGUACAUGAUUUUACUUUCAAUAUCCCUUUAGGUAGCUUACAACAUUUGCAAACGAGACUCUGCAUUUCGAAUCAAAUUGACAGGCUCUGAGGAUACUGUAAGUGAACUGGCGAUAUGUCAUGCCGCCGAAGAAAUGUACGGAUUCUUCGACAUUUUAAUGAGUGUAAGUGCAAACCAAUUGAAAACUAUUUUCGUAGCAAUUAAGCCAUCUCUCUACAAUCAAAAGGAUGGCCCACGCCCUGGGAGAGAAACAGGCCAUCGAAUGCAAAGUGGACUUUGAUGUAAGUUUUUGUCGAAAAAGCACUAUAUAGCAUUAUAGCAAACUCUAUUUUUAAAAAUUUCAAUUAAUUUUUUUAAAUCAAUCGAAUGAAAAUAACAUAAUUUAAAUUUUAUCCUUCCGACUACAUAUGUCACUUCCAGAUAACCUUCUGGAGCACUUUUGUCCUAGGAUUCAUGGAAGAAUUGGAGAGAAGUGAGACCUUCGACAAAGUCCACUUGAACGCCUUCAGAGACUUUUUAACAAUAAUCAGCGACGAGAUGAUUACAGGUUAUUUUGGCAAAAAGUCGGCUCAACAAUCUUCAUCACAAUAA